This is a messenger RNA of Calliphora vicina (urban bluebottle blowfly), 1093 nucleotides long. RefSeq lists its product as uncharacterized. The transcript is spliced from 2 exons. The coding region runs from base 552 to 1058 and encodes 168 amino acids. Lineage: Eukaryota; Metazoa; Arthropoda; Insecta; Diptera; Calliphoridae. The record is from RefSeq and is a predicted model, not a curated record.
ACACGCUAAAAAAGAGUCUCAGAAACACACAUUAACAAUACAAUUAUUUAAUUAAAAUAUUUGCCAAUAUCUACAUGAGUAUUUAAAUAAAAGUAAGGAAAUUUAAAUGUACAAUAGGGUGGCCCUUAUAUUGAACUUUUUCGAUGCUCCCACGAUCAAAAAUUAGUAACAUUAGUUCGGUUGCCAACCAUAAUGGACCCUAGUUUUACAAUUAUAAUAUUUUGUUAUUCUGUUAUUACAUGACUGGCACUUAUACUGAACCCUUAAACAAAAUCGGGCAAGUCUAAUACUUUCACUUACAGGUCAAAGGUAAAGUUUUGAGAUACAAAUUUCCUUGAAUUUCCUGUGUGCCUUCUCUUUACCCACAAGUAAAAAAGUAGUGAUGAAUAUAAUAAGUUACUAAUAGAAUGGCACUCCUUUAAGUAUGAAUUCAUAAAAAAUAAUUAGAAACAAAUUAGUUAAAUACGACAUAACGGCAAUAAAUGUUAGCAAACACACAGUGAGCGAAUUUCUUUAGUUUCAGUCAGUUGUAAUACAAUUUUAAUACAAACAUGACGUUCGCAACAGUUUUCAUUUUCUUAUUAAGCAUUUUAUUAAUGUCAUAUUCCCCAACUUUGGCCCAACAAGAGGUCACCGAAACGAUAAUAGAGCCCUCAACCGCAGCCCCCUCGGAAACUGAUAGCAUUUACACUACAUGUGAUUUUGAUUUGGAAAAUAUUGCAAGUUUACUGCAAUAUCUGCCGGAAAUUUGCACAGAAAUUUAUAAUAAUCGUGCUACUGGUGAUUUAUUUGAUUUGUACUUGGAGGAAUCACAAAACUUUGCUAAAUUCUAUAAGAAAUUAAAUGAUUAUGAAUUGCGUGACCAGCCACAAGGUGAUAAGGAAGAAUUGUCCAAAUAUCCUUUUGAAACUAAACUGCGUAAUGAUACCUACAGCAAAGUUGAUUAUCCUCAAUGUAUAACGGCAGCCAAUAGUUCGGCUACGGAUUAUAUAAAGUGUUUGAAGGAGAAACGUUUGGAAUUGGCAGAAUUGAUACCUAAUGUGGAGGAAAAGCAAUAAAACGUAGAUGUUUGCCUAUACCAUUUUGAAAAGUU